CAUUAAAAUACAAAAUCAUAGUGUUGCCGCUCACUUGCUAGCCGGUGAUUGCGGGUUAUUUUUGUCAGUAACCCACAGAGCGUUUAAGCAUCAGCGUUAAAAGUGCUUUAAGAUUUUUAAAUAACUGAAUAAGAAGCGCGGAAUAGUAAGCACUGAAUAAGUACUAAAUAAGAAGCAUUGUUGCACCGCAUAUCGAAACCAGCAAAAUGAUCUGUUGGUGCGCAAUGGUGAUCGUCUUGGCAGCGACUGCCUUGGCGGAAACAUGUACCGAGUUGCGCGAAUCGUGUAAUACCCAGAGCGACUACAAGUGGAGUUCUCAGAGUCAGGAUGAUCUACGCAACCUUCCCUGGCCAGCCACCAACGAAGACUACGCGCCAUAUCGAGUGUUGGCCGACGAAUUUUGCCGUAAGCAGAAUGCAACUGCACACUGUAAGAAGGACCUGAUUGCCCGUUGCCCCGAUGAUCCUUACUUGCUGGCUCGUGCCCUAUCUUAUGGUCCCUACUCAAUAGAGUGGUCUCUGUCCAUGCUCGCGCUGUGCCAGUCCGACAUCAACCCGCUGCGGUACUUGCGCGCCGAGCGACACUGUCGCCAACUGACCCGCGAGGUGGAAUUUCAGUUGCACGGGACUCUGAACAGGAGGCUAACCAGCGCAAUGUCACCGAGGUCAAGAGUUGGGUCUGUCGACAGCUGCGCGAUUACGUGGAGCGAUUGGAAGGUCCGCUCAAUGUGACUCUGUCCAGUAUCUGCGGAUCGGACGCAGUGAAGGUCAUGCGCGACGGUUAUCAAGCGCGGCAUGCCGCUUUCUGCUCAGUCUGAGAAUGACCUUACUAAUGUAGUGCGGGCUUUGAAUUGUAUAUACACCUGUGGCACGUUUCGUACCAAAGAAAAAAGUGAAUCCGUUUUUCUCUUCUUGUAGUCACAGCAGACAUCUGUAUACAGGCUGUAGACACCCUGUAGUCCUAUCGGUAGCCACCUGGUUUCUUAAGAUGUAUACAGGUUGUUUACAGGGUGUCUACAGGUCGUCUACGGAUGUCUACCGCUGUAUACAGGCAGCCCUUCUUAGGUCAGCUCGAUGUUCUGCGUGUAUACAGCGGUAGUCGUUAAUAGACAGCCCGUGGACACCACUGUAGACAUACUGUAGCCACCUAGUUUCUUAGGUUUCUUGGGUUUUCUUAGGAUGUAUCCAGGGUGUCUACAUGCUGUCUACGGAUGUCUACCGCUGUCUACAGGCAGCGCUUUUUAGUUCAGCCGGAUGCUCUGCCUGUAAACGCCGGUAGUCAUCUGUAGACAGCCCGUAGACACAACUGUAAGCAUACUGUAGUCACCUGGUUUCUUAGGCUUUUUUGGAUGUAUACAGGGUGUCUCAGGUUGUCUACAUGGUGUCUACAGGUUGUCCACAGAUGACUACAGUGACUACAAGACGGAAAAAAACGUUCCGGUUUUUUUCUUUGGUACGAAACGUUCCAUAUAUAUCGUGUAAUGCUAAC
Paramacrobiotus metropolitanus is the source of this 1488-nucleotide messenger RNA. RefSeq lists its product as uncharacterized. Bases 207 to 731 code for a protein of 174 amino acids. The record is from RefSeq and is a predicted model, not a curated record. Lineage: Eukaryota; Metazoa; Tardigrada; Eutardigrada; Parachela; Macrobiotidae. The transcript has 3 exons.